AUGGAUGAGCCCCGCCCAUGUAGGGCACCCUGGCCCCACCCCCUGGUGGUCGGUCGUCGCUCGGCAAAGGUCAUUGUGCUAUUUGAAUCGGCUCCGCUAGCUACGACAAUGCCCUCACAGCCGGCUACCAAGCACAUUCCACAGAAGCUGCGACGAAACGAACGUGAGCGAAAGCGAGUCGAUCAGGUGAACCAAGGCUUCAAUCAGCUUCGAUUACGAGUUCCUAAGCCGCACGGUUGCAAGCAGAAGCUCUCGAAAGUGGAAACACUUCGGGAAGCCGCUCGUUACAUCGAACAGUUACGGUCGAUCCUGCAAGAGGGCAGCUACCACCCCGUCCAAAUUCCUCAACGGGUACUCGCCCAGCAGCAACAGCAACAUCAGCAACAACAACAACUACAGUACUACCAUUCUCCCAGUAUUUCACCCUACUACUCACAGCCCAUGUCAAAGGCCACCGACUUCUCGCCGGCAUCAUCCUACUAUAGCGACUCCUCAUUUGAGGAGCCAAAAUACGGUAAUUUUAUGCAGUAA
Molecule: messenger RNA, 531 nt
Organism: Cooperia oncophora
Lineage: Eukaryota; Metazoa; Nematoda; Chromadorea; Rhabditida; Trichostrongylidae
Source: the annotation of a GenBank genome assembly